Molecule: messenger RNA, 3512 nt
Organism: Archocentrus centrarchus (flier cichlid)
Lineage: Eukaryota; Metazoa; Chordata; Actinopteri; Cichliformes; Cichlidae
Gene: eeig1a
Product: estrogen-induced osteoclastogenesis regulator 1a
Exons: 11
Coding region: 349-1503 (384 amino acids)
Source: RefSeq, a predicted model, not a curated record
CUCCUCUCGGUACCGAAAAGGGAAAAACGGGCUGAAGUGUCUUUUUCUGUCAUUUUAUGUUUCCGAACCGCUGCUGGUGAAAGCCAGAGGACCCAAAAUGUCUCCAAGCAGUUUUUUUUAAUACUGUUGAAGCGAAUACGUUACAUUUUUUUCCACUUUUAAGGACAAUUUUAGCCGAAACGCGCGAUUUGUUUUCAGAUUUCUGCCUCUUGAAAAGAGUUCUAAUGAAACGAGUCUGAAAACAUCAACGGCGUCAAGGCGGCACGUUUGCUUUUUGCUCAGCCUCGUUUUUACAAGUAUUUUCCUGUUUUUUUGGUAGCUUUAAGAGUGUUUUAUGCGAGUUAAACUAUGGCGUUCUUCGUGAAGAAGAAGAAAUUCAAGUUUCAAACCCAUCUGACCCUGGAGGAGCUCACUUACGUGCCUUUUGUCAACGGCGUCCUCUUCUGCAAGCUCCGGAUGCUGGAUGGAGAUUUUGUUGCUACUUCUUCCAGAGAGGAGGUCCACGAUCACUGUGUUCGCUGGAGGAAGAGGUUUACCUUUGUGUCCAAAAUGAGCGCCAACCCCCACACUGGAGUUCUGGACCCAUCUGUCUGCAGGGUGUCAGUCAGGAAGGAGCUCAAAGGAGGAAAAGCAUACUUGAAGCUGGGCUUCACAGACCUCAACAUGGCGGAGUUUGCGGGUUCGGGCUCCACCGUGCGCUGCUGUCUGCUGGAGGGCUACGACACCAAGAACACACGGCAGGACAACUCCAUACUGAAGGUGAUCAUCGGGAUGACCCUGCUGUCCGGAGAUCCGUGUUUUAAAACGCCUCCGAGCACAGCAAAGUCCAUCUCCAUCCCAGGACAGGAGCACACCCUGCAGCUGGACUGCAAGGGGGAGGGCACCGCUGAGCCCGGACCGCCGGGAGGGGUUUCCCUCGGCCGAGCCCCCAAACAUCGGCCUUCCAUCAUCAGCUCAGGUCUCCUGGAGGACUCGGAGGUGAAUCAGAACCAGCCUGGUCCUGCCGAAGCUUUCCAGUCUGGUCACUCUCGCAACUCCAGCUACGCCAGCCAGCACAGCAAAAUCUCAGGUUAUAGCACCGAGCACUCCUGCUCCUCCAGCCUGUCAGAUCUCACGCAUCGCAGGAACACCUCGACAGGAAGCAGCACCUCCGGGGGCUUGUGCUUCACAGUGGACACGCCCCCAGACGGCGACAAGGACGCUGGGCGUCCAGAGAGACCCCCUCGACCCCCGCGGCCGGUCCUACCCCCUAACCGGCCUCUGAGGAGGAAGCAGGACUCCGUGGAGAGUCACCCCUCCUGGGUGAACGACACUCGCAUGGAUGCCGACGACAUCGUGGAGAAAAUCGUCCAAAGCCAGAACUUUGCAGACAUCAACCACACUGAAGACAGCAACCUGCGUCUGUUCAUCAGCAGAGAUGGAACCACAGCACUCAGCGGCAUCAGGCUUGGAAACGGGGUGCCUGCUGGUGGCUACGAGCCUGUGGUGAUUGAGAGCCAUUAAACUGAGCAGCAGGAGAGGCGGCACGCUGACCAACACGUGGAUCAGCUCAACUUUUUUUUUUAAUUUCCUGGAGCUUCAGCCGGUCUGACGCCAUGAGAGGAAAUCCUCCUCAGUUUGCACUUUACGUGAAGGUUGUGCGGCACUCGUGCUGCGCUCUGUUAAGCUGUUUCUGUGACGUUUAAGGAGAAACAACAACGCGUCUCCUGAGCUGCCGCUGAGUCGCAGUAGCAGCAGGUUUCAUCGAUUCAAAAUGUUCAGAGCUUUGUUAUAAUUGAACACUAAUCCAACUUGUUGUAGCUUUAGAGCUGCCAAAUUUCCUAUAAAAUGCAUCUCUAAGAUCACGUUAAUCGAUUGAACACUAACAGUAUUUACUGAACACUACCUGCCACAGUGUAAAACAACAGGAAACACAGGAAAGUGCCUUUAAAUACCACCGAUCAUCAAUCACAGGCACAUGUUCACGAGUCUCCUGCAGUGUUUGUUUCAUUAAAAUUAGGCUGUACUGUGGAGCAGGGACACGGAGUGUAGCAUUGAUUUUGUAUUAGUUUGUGUGUAUGCUUGUGCAUAGGUGCAGGAUCAGUGCUUGUUAGAUGCGUCACUGCUGCUGGGACAUUUUUGUUGCUGAAGAUGUUAAACUCGAAUCAGGGAAAGGUUUUAUGUUCAGAAGUCCUCACCUGAGGCUCAGCAGCCAAACGAGGAUAACUGUGUGUAAAUGAUUAAAAAGUGCCUAACUCUGAAGCAUCCUAUCUCCCACUGAAGGCACCACAUCGACACUGAAGGUGUUUAAACAAACCCAGUGAGCAGAAACUUUAGUUUUAGUGUCAGUUUGUUCCCUGUUGACCGGGGAAGUCUCUACAACCACUCUGUGCCUGCGACGUUUCUCUUAAAUGAUCCGAAAGCGCCAUGAAAACCGUGACGUCAGAGUGCUGGUGACGAGGGAAAUGUUGCUUCAUUUGUGUUUUUUUGGGCGGGGGUCACUCUAUGGAUGAUCAGUGUAAAGUCGUUGCUCCUGUUGUGUCAGAAAAACUCGCUGUGCUGUAAACACUGCUGAUUGGCUGCAGCUGCCAAAGCCUCUGUCGCCCCCUGGUGGAGCGACAGGUCUUUGCAGUCAGACUGCAGAUCAGUUUCUGUGGAGCUCAAAUGUUGGAAACCAGCUGGCUGGUUUGAAGCGUUUUUUUUUAAAGGAAGUUUUCAGCUGCUUUAUGAAGUUUUCCUCCUCAGGCUGAAAUAGAGACAUUUAUCCCAAACAAAGAGUCUUAAAAUCUUCUUUUUCUUUCUGUGAAAUAGAAAUGCAGAUAAAGCUGUGACUGACGUAAAUGUUGGUGAUUAACCCCCCAGGUAAUUUUACUGAAGAAUAAAAUAUAUUUUUUGUCAAGUGGUGAAGAAAUAAGGGGGAAAUGCAUCAAUUUCUUUCAGCUGAGGUGACAGACUCAUGAUGUCUGUAGUCGCUGUCUAAAUGUCCAAUCAGGAAAAACUCAAAUGGGGGGGGGGGGGGGGGUCUUAUGUUUUCAUAUACUUAGACCAGUUUGAUAUUUUCCUCUUGUUUACUCUCUCAAAAAUUAAGAUUUUAAGACUCUUUAUCAGUAACCAUGUUUUUAUCCUGCUCUGCUUCAGUUCCAUCACACUAUAUGCUCAUUAUAGAGAUUGUAAGCUUAUUAAUCCCAGUUAGUUAUUCUCGUGUUUGGGGAUGAACCACUGAGAGUUUAGGAUCACCGAAGACUUUUUUUUGUUUUUUUUUUUGUUUAAAGUGUUUAUUUAUGUUUUUGGUUCUUAUUCCUUUUUUGGAGGUUGGUCAUAAGCUAUGCACACAUCUCACCUCCCUGUGCUUUUUUUUUUUUCUUUUCUUUUAGCAUGUCUAUCAAAUUAUAACAAAGCUAGUAUAUCCUAAAUUUAUAGAGUUGGAACACACAACAGGUUGGAAAUAUUCCUCUGGCACCUCGUAGUUACUAUGACUUAUUAUUUUUAGUACAUUUCCUUUAGAAGAACUACUUGUAAACAAUAAAAAAUCU